This is a messenger RNA of Pogona vitticeps (central bearded dragon), 1503 nucleotides long. Lineage: Eukaryota; Metazoa; Chordata; Lepidosauria; Squamata; Agamidae. The record is from RefSeq and is a predicted model, not a curated record.
AUGGCAGGGUUCGCUUUAUUCCUCUCUCAUCCUGUAUGUAUUUGCUUUCUGUGUCUAUUGAUGGCUUUUAUUUCUUUCUACCUGGCAACUGCCACCAGAAAAUCAGCUUUUAAAUUGCCGCCUGGGCCGACGCCUCUUCCUCUCAUUGGCAACUUGCACUUGCUGGAUAUUAAAAGGCAAGACAAAUCCAUCAUGAAGCUCGCCAAGAAAUAUGGGCCGGUGUUCACCCUCCAUUUCGGGUUCCAGAAAGUCGUGGUGCUGACUGGCUACGAAGCCGUGAAGGAGGCCCUUGUGACUUUCACCGACGAAUUCGUGGACCGACCCCCGAUCCCGAUAUUUGAAGAGAUUCAGCAUGGAAAUGGCCUUUUCUUUUCCACCGGGGAGCUUUGGAGGACGACCCGGAGAUUCACCAUGUACAGCAUGCGCACCCUUGGCGUGGGGAGGAAGCUGAUGGAGGACUGGAUUGUGGAAGAACUCCGUUUCCUUGCCGAGAACAUUAAAUCUUUCCAAGGUGAGCCCUUCCACCUGAGAACUUUCAAUGCUGCUCCGACCAAUAUUACAUUUGUGCUGCUGUUUGGGGCAAGAUUUGACUACAAGGACCCAACCUUCCUGACUCUGCUUAAACUCAUAGAUGAGGUUAUGUGUCUCCUCGGAUCUCCAUACUUGCACCUGUUCAACUUUUACCCGUUCCUUGGUUUUUUUCUCAACGCUCACAAAAUAUUACUCCAAAAAGUCGAAGAGGUCCGUGUCAUUAUUCGGGAGAACAUGAAGAAAAGCAGAGAGGCUACGAAUGGCCAUGGCCUCAGAAGCUACACAGAGGCCCUGAUUGCGAAACAGCAAGAGGAUAUGAACAAGAAAGAGACCCUUUUUCAUGACGACAACUUGAUCGCAUCCAUACUGGACCUUGUCAUGGCUGGAACGGAGACCACAGCAACAACCUUGCAAUGGGCGAUUCUGCUGGUGAUGAAGUACCCAGUGAUUCAAAAGAAGGUUCAAGAGGAAAUCAGGCAAGUGGUGAAACCCGGCGGCUGGCCCACAUAUGAAGACCGGAAGAGCAUGCACUUUACCAAUGCGGUGAUCCAUGAGGUGCAGAGGUUUAUCACAUUGCUGCCACAUGUUCCUCGCUGCACAUCAGUUGACAUGCAGUUCAGAGGCUACUUUCUCCCAAAGGGAACGAUGGUGAUUCCUUCCCUCACUUCGGUGCUCCUCGAUCCACAUCACUGGGAGACGCCCCACGAGUUCAACCCGAACCAUUUUCUUGACGCAGAUGGGAAGUUUGUCAAGAAGGAAGCUUUUGUGCCUUACUCCCUAGGGCGCCGGAACUGCAUGGGGGAGAGCCUGGCGAAAGCAGAGCUUUUCUUAUUCUUCACGGGCUUGUUGCAGAAAUUCACUUUCCAGCCCUCACCAGGCGUUACAGAAGCAGAUUUGGACUUGAACGUUCCGGAGACGACCUUCACUUUAAGACCACAGCCUCAGCUGGCCUGUGCCAUUCCCCGCGACUAA